AUGGGAAGUCAGCGCCCUCCCGAGCCCCCCGGGGAGGAAGAGGAAGAUGAGGAGGAAGACGAGGAGGGGGCGCCCCCCGAUGCUCCUGUUGGGGCUCUGCCCGUGGCCAGCGGCUCCGGCCAGAAGAAGUUCCCGCAGGCCAUCAUCGUCGGCGUGAAGAAGGGCGGGACUCGCGCGCUGCUCGAGUUCCUGCGCGUUCACCCGGACGUGCGAGCCGUCGGGGCCGAGCCGCAUUUCUUCGACCGCUGCUACGAGAAGGGGUUACUCUGGUACAGAAACCUGAUGCCAAGGACCUUGGAAGGACAGAUCACCAUGGAGAAAACACCAAGUUAUUUUGUGACCAAGGAAGCCCCGCGGCGCAUUUACAACAUGUCCAGAGACACCAAGUUGAUCGUGGUGGUUCGCAACCCUGUGACUCGGGCUAUUUCAGACUACACACAGACCCUUUCCAAGAAUCCCACCAUCCCCAGCUUCCAAAACUUGGCCUUCAAGAACCUGAGCCUGGGCCUCAUCGAUACCACCUGGAGUGCAGUGAAGAUCGGCCUUUACGCAAAACAUCUGGACCGCUGGUUGCGCUACUUCCCUCUCUCCAAAUUUCUGUUUGUCAGCGGGGAGAGGUUGGUGAGUGACCCAGCUGGGGAAAUGGGCCGGGUCCAAGACUUCCUGGGCCUCAAGCGCGUGGUGACGGACAAGCAUUUCUACUUCAACGAAACCAAGGGUUUUCCUUGCUUGAAGAAACCGGAAGGGAGCAGCCGGCCACGGUGUUUGGGGAAGUCCAAAGGACGGCCGCACCCCAAAAUCGACCUGCAGGUUGUCCAACGCCUGCAGGAAUUCUACAGGCCCUUCAACUUAAAGUUCUAUCAAAUGACAGGGCAGGACUUUGGGUGGGACUGAGAGAUCUCCUGGCACCAAGGAGGCAGAUGGAGGCAAUGGGAGGCCUUCUCCAAGGUCACAUAUUUCUGCUGGGCAAAGGUGCAUCUGAAAUGC
Molecule: messenger RNA, 987 nt
Organism: Thamnophis sirtalis
Lineage: Eukaryota; Metazoa; Chordata; Lepidosauria; Squamata; Natricidae
Source: RefSeq, a predicted model, not a curated record